GCUUGGCUUCCUCUCGUCAGUGCCGGCGAGACAGCAGUCGUCUGGACCAUUCAGAAGAUGGCUGAAUUAAUGCCAUCCACAGCAAGCUUAGAAACAAAGUUGGAGGAGGCACAGCGUGUGGCAGAUUCAUUUGCUGAGAAGAUGUGUGAGCCGAAGGCCAUCUCGAAAGUGCGCCAGAAAAGACUGGCCAGCAGAGAGCAGUUGCGAUGCUUAGGACACAUUCUAAGUUUGCUGGACCUCAAAUUGAAAAAACCCGUGGAUGCUCUUCGGCCAGUGAGUCUCAACGAACAUGAGCAGAGAAUGCUGGAGGAUGGGGUGCCCUUUUUGUGGAACUCCGUGACAGGGGCCUCAGAGUGGGACCUUUGCGGCCCGGAAAGUGUGGAUGGAUCACUUCGUGUGGUGCUGCAGCCCGAUGAAGGGUCCCCAAUGUACUGCUGCUAUCGUUUCCUAGCCUCCCGGGGCUUCAAAAUCAAUCUGAUCCGCGAUGAAUUGUAA
Molecule: messenger RNA, 495 nt
Organism: Symbiodinium pilosum
Lineage: Eukaryota; Dinophyceae; Suessiales; Symbiodiniaceae
Source: the annotation of a GenBank genome assembly